This is a messenger RNA of Saccostrea echinata, 1639 nucleotides long. RefSeq lists its product as uncharacterized. Bases 52 to 666 code for a protein of 204 amino acids. The record is from RefSeq and is a predicted model, not a curated record. Gene Ontology annotation, cellular component: membrane. NCBI's taxonomy places the organism in Eukaryota, Metazoa, Mollusca, Bivalvia, Ostreida, Ostreidae. The transcript is spliced from 3 exons.
AGGUGUUGACAUUCCAGGUAGAUGAUCUAAUGGAGGCGAUUUGAAAGCAAGAUGGCGAAGUCGUUGAUCGCCUUGGGUUUUUCGAUUGUGGCGUUCACCUUUAUGGUAGCGUCCUUUGCCAGUCCGUAUUGGGUAGAAUCAUUUUCGAAGGCAGAUAGUAGAUUUGUAAAGGCGGGUCUCUGGGAAUUUUGCUUUAAUGAUUACACAUUUUGGAAAGACUACAAUGGAAAACGCUACAAAGGCUGUUGGUAUAUUUUCUCCGACCAGUAUCGAGUGAUUUGGGAAUGGCUAUCACCACCCUGGUUUAUAGUGUGUCAGGUCAUUGCCAGUGUCUGCAUCCUUUUCCAGUUUAUUGCCACCAUUAUUCUGAUUCUACUGGCCUUGAACUAUUUCCCAAUAUAUCUACAUGAAGUUAUAUUAAUGGGUGGCAGUUUUGUGUACUUUUUCGUUGUUGUCUUAAUUCUCAUCCAGGCCAUUAUAUUCGGAAUCAAGAAGGAGGAUCGACAGUGGGUACCCCGUCCGGAUCAGAAUUACCUCUCUUGGGCCUAUGGAUUUUUUAUCAUCUCGGCCUUCUUCACACUAUUCUCUGCCAUUGCCCUAGUUAUGGCUUCACGGGAAUUUAAGAAUAAGUUAAAACAGGAUUAUCCAGAUAGGCGAGAAUACUAACCAACAAGCAUUGAAAAACUUGACUUGUAAUCUCAACUAUGCAAGAAAAUAUUGAUAAGUUGGAGUGAUAGUUAUCCAUUUCAUUCUUGUAUAUAAUAUUUCAUUGCCAUUUUGAAGUGUGUGAAUUAAAUUGUAUGAAAGAAAUGAUUUUUUUUUAAACUUCCAUAUCUGUUGUAUACAUGACUAUAACAUAUCUCUAAAGCCCUUUUGUUAGGACUUGUACAAAUAUGAAUGUAGUAGACAGUGUAUAUGCCAAUUUUAAAGGGGGUGGGGAUUUGCUGUCUAUUUUGAAUAGUAAUGAAACACUUUGAAAAUUUUGUGCCAGCCAAAAUCCUUCAACUUGUGAUUUUUAAUAUAUAAUUUUGAUUGAAAAGAAAAAAAAGAGACAAAAAAUGUUACUGAUUUUUUUUUUACGUAAAGGAAAAGAGCCACAGUAUGUAUGAUAUUAGAAUGAUUGAUGAUAUCAUAACAUAGUUGUAAAUAACUUCAUCUUUUUGUAAUACCUUGUUUAAUAUGUAGAUAUUAUAUUCACAUUGUAUUUUCAGACUCAAAAUUGUUACAUUUUAGAUUUUUAGACACAGUGAUCAUGAUUUAUAUUUAUAUAUAUUAUUUUUAUAUUUAUCCCUUCAGUCAUGAAGUUCUCCUACACAUGGAAGACACAUGAUAUGCUAUUUUUAUAGAAUGGCAAUAAUUCCCAGUUUUUCAGACAUUGUAAUUUUAUUUUACAACAUUUUUUUUUUUGAAAAUGAAAUCUUAAUUACUUUUUAGAGUGAGUCAAGAUCCUAACAGAAAUGAUCAAUCUUUAUGUAUACUGAUAUUUCUCAAUUAACAACGUUCACUGAUAACAUUUUAAAUAAAUAGAUGAUAAAGAUAUCUAUAAUUUACACAGAAUUUAUUCAGAUGCCAUAUUUUUUAUCUUGCAUUUUAUAUUGAUGUAUUCCUCAGUAAAGAUAAUAAACAAUCUUCUGCUUUA